Molecule: messenger RNA, 2947 nt
Organism: Ziziphus jujuba (common jujube)
Lineage: Eukaryota; Viridiplantae; Streptophyta; Magnoliopsida; Rosales; Rhamnaceae
Product: F-box/kelch-repeat protein SKIP11
Exons: 2
Coding region: 992-2311 (439 amino acids)
Cellular component (GO): nucleus
Molecular function (GO): protein binding
Source: RefSeq, a predicted model, not a curated record
AGUUAUAAAUUAAAAUAUGGGUUAAGAGAGAUAAAGGGGACCUCUCUCCACAGAUUAUGCUCCAAAAGCCAAAGCCAAAGCUCCCUCUGAUUUGCAGAGAGAAUCCAAAGGACAAGUAAGAGAGACAGAGAGAGAAAGAAGCAGAAACACCAAGAAACAGAAACAGCAGAGAGAAAAAAAAAAAAAAAGAGAGAGAGAGAGAGAGGGAUUGUGUUGUGUUAUAUUUUCAAAAUUCCAAUCGGGUCCUUUUUUUCUUCUUAUCCAAUCCGUAAGUCCCUCGCAUUUCUUUUUUCUUUCUUUUCUUUCUUUUUGUUUUUUUUUUUAACAAUUAAUUUUUUUCUUCUUUGUUUGUUAUGUGAGAAAACUAGUUGGAUACAAAGUGGGUUUUGUUUUGUUUUUUUGAUCAAACAUUGAGAUAAAGAAUUGAAAACAGAUCUAAAUUUUGUAUUUUGGAAGGUUUGGGUUUUUUUUUUUUUUUUUUUUUUUUGGGUUUUCCAUUGGAUUUGUGGCAGUGGGAAAAAGUUGCGGAAUUUUUUCAAUAUAUACAUGUUGGGAAUACUAAGAUCUGUUCAGUGUUUUUUGUUUUUUAUUUUCAUGUAGAGGAUUGAAAAAUCGUUGAAUAAAAAAUUCAUUUGUGGGGGGUUAUGGGUUCUUUUUCUCUAUGACCAAAUUGGUUCAUAUAAUAGGCAAUUUGACCUUUUUUCUUUUUAAAACAUAAAAACGAAUUCAUUGGAAGAUUGGUUUUUUAUUUUUCCCCACAAAAAAAGUCAUCUGGAUCGUACUUAUAUGGGAUUCAGAUCGGUGAACAUUUCAGAUAUACGGCUAAAGGAUUGACCGAGUUUCUGAGGGACUUGGGGGCUUGGAUUUGUGAGAAAUUUUGCCGUGGAAUUUGUCUUUGUGAUUCAGCAAAAGAGGGAUCGAAUUGGGUAUUUUUUUAUUUUUUGGUUGUGAAUCUGGUUCCUUUAUAUAUUGAUUUGGGUUUCACGGAGACAUGUUGGAGAAUCGGUCCUGUCUGGUUUUGAGUUUGUUUUCGAGCACCUGCCAGCCAGAAAGCAAGUGUGCUUACAUGACUUAUAGUCGUCGGCUUGAAGUUGAUGAUGGAAAUGGCAAACGUCCAUUAGAAUCUGAUGGUGAUGAUGAACAGCCUCAAAGGAAGUCAUUAAAGCUAUUGGAUUCUUGUGAGAGAGUUGAAACAACUCAAGCUUCGCGUGAGCAAUCCUAUAACCAGAGUCAUGCUGGCGAUUCUUCGGAGUCCGAGUCCGCUAUCAGUCGCAUGGGUCCUGACAACUUGAUAAGCUGCCUAAUUCGUUGUUCGAGGUCUGAUUAUGGUUCCAUUGCUUCAUUGAACAGGAGUUUUCGUUCAUUAGUCAGAACCGGAGAGCUAUAUAAACUGAGGAGGAAGAACGGUGUUGUUGAGCAUUGGGUUUACUUCUCUUGCCACCUCCUUGAAUGGGAAGCCUUUGAUCCCUUUCGUCAAAGGUGGAUGCGGUUGCCGAGGAUGACUACUAAUGAAUGCUUCAUGUGUUCAGAUAAGGAAUCAUUGGCUGUGGGCACGGAGCUUCUUGUAUUUGGUAAGCUGGAGAUGUCCUUUGUCAUAUAUAGAUAUAGUAUUUUGACAAACUCUUGGUCUUCUGGUAUGAAGAUGAAUGCUCCAAGAUGCUUGUUUGGGUCUGCCAGCCUUGGAGAAAUAGCAAUUUUGGCAGGAGGUUGUGAUUCACAGGGAAAUAUAUUGAGGUCUGCAGAGCUAUAUAACUCCGAGACCCAAACUUGGGAGACACUCCCAAACAUGAAUAAACCACGGAAAAUGUGUUCGGGGGUUUUCAUGGAUGGGAAAUUUUAUGUAAUAGGAGGAAUUGGGGGUAGUGAAUCGAAGGUUCUUACAUGCGGAGAAGAGUAUGAUUUGAAAGCCAGAACAUGGACAGAAAUCCCUAACAUGUCCCCUGGCCGGAGUGCUGCUGCCAAUGCUGGGAUGCCUGCAACGGCUGAGGCACCACCUCUGGUUGCAGUGGUAAAUAAUGAGUUGUAUGCAGCCGAUUAUGCAGAGAUGUCAGUGAGGAAAUACGAUAAAAAGGAAAAGAAGUGGAAUAAAGUGGGGGAUUUGCCUGCUCGAGCGGGAUCAAUGAAUGGUUGGGGCCUUGCCUUUAGGGCAUGUGGAAAUCAGCUUAUUGUCAUUGGUGGACCUAGGUCUCAGGCUGAAGGUUUCAUUGAACUCAAUGCAUGGGCGCCAGGUGAAGGUCCUCCAGAGUGGAAAUUGCUUGGAAGAAAGCAAUCGCCCAACUUUGUCUAUAAUUGUGCUGUGAUGGGAUGCUGAGGAGUUUGAUUUUGGUGGUGCCUCGUUUACUUUUGUUGGUGCCUCACUGCCAUGGAUUUAUAAGAUUGGCUUGUCAGUCGACACAGGAGUCUUGCUAAUUGGUAAUUUUCCCUUGAUUCGUUGUGGUUAUUUUCCCUUUUGGUUGGGGUAGGAUGGGGAAGAAUUUCGGAUUUUACUCAAGAUUCAAUUGAAUAUUUUCUUGGAAGGAGGUCUUGAGUAUUUUUUUCUUUUUCUUAAUUUCUUUUCAAAACUUUUAUUUAUAUUUUCUUCCAUUGAAUUUGUCUUCCCCCAUUUUUAGUGACAUCAGAAAUUUCAAAGGUUGGCAUCUUGUAGCACAGGAAUAGAUUUAAUAAUUUGGAUUACCAACACAUUUGUAGGUCAUCAAUAGCGCUUGAUGAAGCUAUUUUAAGAACACAGGACUAGUCAUAUGGGUUUCAUUUUCUUUAAUUUUCUCUGCUUUGUCUUCAAGAGAGGAAAUAAAGUUCUGAGAGGUUGUUAUCUUGGACUUUGGCUCAUGUACUGAUUACAUUAAUUGAUGGAAUUCAUGGGCUAAAUUUCUGAGCAUUCUAUUUUUGUAUUUCCAUGUAUCCUAAUGGGAUCUUUCAAUUGAUUACGCAUCUGUUACUUUUUUUUUGA